CCAACAUGGAUAGUUUCGCAAUCUCGAGCCAGGUGGCGCAGUUGCUGCCGCGCAUGCAGGUGGUGGUCGUGGUUGCGCGCAAUGUUCAGUUGAGCGCCACGACGCAAGAGCGUGUCCGUGCAUUUGGAGAGUCAACCGCCGAAAGUACGCAUGCAAAGCUUAGCAGUUUUCCCAAUGCACAGUCGCAUCCAUUGAUAGCGCGCUAUCGGGACACGCUGAAGAAGGCCGUCUCGCUCUCGGCCAAAAAGUUUCCUCAGUCCAACGAGUCGCUCUAUAAGCGUCUGAUCAAAGACGGCAGAGCUCCUAGGCCCAUCAACCCGCUAGUUGACUUCUACAAUGCAGUGUCCAUCAAGCAUGGCGUGACAGCGGGAGCCUUUGACCUUACCGACCUUGCUGCUCUGCCCUCUUCGGGUUCAGCACCUGCCUCGCUCGAACUUCGACUCUCGGGCUCGUCAGACACCUUCCUAGCUCUGGAUGUGGCUCCAGACAGUGACCCUGUGCUGAUACCACCGGGAGAGAUUUCAUAUGCUCGUGGCAACAUCAUCCUAACCCGGCACCUCGCAUGGAGGCAGUCCUCGCAGGGGCUUGUGCAAGAGGGCACUCGCGAUGUGGUGAUUGUGAGCGAAAUAUUCAAUGAGCAGGACUCGCCUGAAGCGAGCGAGUUGGCGAAAGCAGUCAAGACUGACUUGGUUAACGGCCUCCGUGACUUCUUUGACGUCGCGGAGCCUUUGAAGAGCAUUCUGGGACAGGGCUUGGACAGCUUGAGUACUCCGUUAUAGAUAUCUAAGCUUCAAAAAAGAAUGUACAUGCUAUAGGGGAAGAUAAUCCAGACACAUUAGCUUUGUUCAUCGCCACAUGCUUGCGGCGCGGCGUUGCUGUUUCUUAUACGUGCUCCGUGAAUGCUGGAAGACCCCCUGCCAGUGUUUCCAGAUUCGAGUUGCGUUGCCUAUUCUUCUUUGACGGUUGUCUGCAGAUGCUCAACAACAUAGUUCACAAGUUCACCUUAAUCAUGGCAAUACCGAAUUUAUGUAUGAUGUUGAGACUGGCAUGGCGAAUAACU
This is a messenger RNA of Dothidotthia symphoricarpi CBS 119687, 1060 nucleotides long. RefSeq lists its product as uncharacterized. NCBI's taxonomy places the organism in Eukaryota, Fungi, Ascomycota, Dothideomycetes, Pleosporales, Dothidotthiaceae. Bases 6 to 779 code for a protein of 257 amino acids. The record is from RefSeq and is a predicted model, not a curated record. Gene Ontology annotation, molecular function: phenylalanine-tRNA ligase activity; RNA binding. The transcript has 2 exons.